Messenger RNA from Sander lucioperca (pikeperch), 1881 nucleotides. RefSeq names its product carboxypeptidase N subunit 2. Gene Ontology annotation, cellular component: plasma membrane. Gene Ontology annotation, molecular function: protein binding. Lineage: Eukaryota; Metazoa; Chordata; Actinopteri; Perciformes; Percidae. The coding region runs from base 262 to 1827 and encodes 521 amino acids. The transcript has 2 exons. The record is from RefSeq and is a predicted model, not a curated record.
UGUUGCAGCCUAUAUUAUAGCAACCAAUAAAAGUCAACUAUUUUCUGCGCUGUGAGCUCAUUUGCUGAAUUCAAGAAUUGUGAGCAAAUGAAACCGUGGCAGGAACUGGCCGCUGACCAAAGGUUUUGUCUUGCCUAAUUCAGACUUGUUGUCGUUUGCACUUUGUGUCAGCUGGCUUGUAGAUCCACAGGGACAUUUGUUUCAAUGCUACGGGAUCCCUGUAACACAGAGAAACCUUCUUCGUGUUUUUGACAGUGAAAAAUGGACAAAGAAUCUGGCCUGAUUCUGUUCCUGGUGCUGCUUCUCUGUCACAAAGGCAACACACAGUCACACAACUCUUGUCCAUACACUUGCCAGUGUUUCACUUCAGUCCAAAUACUGUGUGCUGAUGAACGGAUGACAUCUUUACCCAUGAACACGUCCAGGCAGGUUAAGGACUUCAUUGUAAUUAAAUCAGCCGUGGCGUACCUGUUCCCCCGCACUUUAGAGGAGAGCCCCCAACUGGCCAAGCUUAUCUUCCUAAAUAAUGCACUGCGAAGUGUUAACUCUCAGGCUUUUGAGCAUCUGACUGAGCUGCAGGAGUUGGAAAUCAGUGGGAACCCCUGGUUGGAACAUUUAUAUUUGGGGACUUUUUCAAAGCAGGGAAACUUGACUAAACUGCUGCUUAACUUCAACAGGUUCAAGACUGUGCUUCCUGGCAUGUUUGACUCUCUCAAACAGCUUGAAACACUGCAGUUGAAGGGCAACAUCAUAUCAGAUCUGCCCCCAUUUCUUUUGCUAAACCUCCACAAUCUGCGUGUCCUGGAUUUGUCCCAAAAUAAGCUCGAAGACGUAAAAGGGGAAACUUUUUCUGGUCCAACGAGACUGGAGAUCCUGAAAAUUAACAACAACCUCAUCAGCAAUCUUACAUCUGACACGUUCCACAAUAUUUCUCAGCUGAUAGAGCUUCAUUUGGAGGGGAAUAAGAUAUCAAAACUUGUUGACAAUAUCUUCUUUGUGUUAACCGAGCUGAAGGUGCUGAACCUCCGUGGAAAUCUUCUCACAACCUUCAGCGAUAAAGUGUUUGGAUUCGAGGCCUCAAAUUUGAAGGAGCUGAACCUAAAGGGCAACAGAUUGACUGAGCUGUCUUCUCUAAGCAGUUUGACGUCUCUUACCGACCUAAUCUUGUGCUCUAACGAGCUCUCUGACCUUCCUGAGGACCUUUUUAGAAAUGUUACAGCCCUGGAGAAUGUGGACCUGUCUGAAAACCAGCUCACCCUGCUGCCCGCAACGAUCUUUAAUGAUCUAUUUAGAAUCAAGGCCAUUCACCUACAUAAGAACAACCUGAGCAAGGUGGACGCCAAACUGUUUGAGGACCAGGUGCUCAUUCAGCAGCUCUACCUGUCUGACAACCAGCUGGAAACUCUCCCAUUGGGCCUUUUAGACCCCUUUGUCCUCCAGCACACAGUCAGACUGCACGGGAACCCCUGGAAAUGUGACUGCCACAUGUGGUACCUGCAUGACUGGGUGUUGAGAAACAACCAAGACGUAGAGAUGGUUGACAGGAUGUUCUGCGCGAGCCCCAGUUUUUUGAGAAGACGGCCAGUCGUCUCCAUCGACAAGGACCAGCUGGUGUGUCAGGUGUCUAAAGAUGACACGCCUGAUCUCAGCAGCUGCAGCUUACAAUUGUCAAAUGACACUGUGAUCAUCAAUUGUAAAGUGGAUAAAUGCUCUCCACUCACUGUUAAGGUACAGUUUCAGGAGGAUGACCGCAACGUUACAGAGCAUAUUUUGAAAAAUGAGCCUCAAUGUAGCAAUGAGACAAUGAUUGAGAUCCCUGUUCAGUAGUUUUUUCUCUUAAUCAGACUUUGUUCUCUGUGCAAAUACGUUCUCUACAUUUGG